CAAAUCGGCACUUUCGGUAUGUUUACGAAAAAGAAAGAUCACAGAUCAAAGCAAAAUUUUAUAAACAGAUUCUAAUUUACAAUUCUUACACUCUUUGGGCGUAAUACAUGCACAAGAAAUUUUACUGCUAUUGAACAAAUUACAGAAGAGUGAAAAAACAUGCCGCCGGCAAAGGACAUCGACGACAAUAGCGAUGCCGAGUCUGAAGGAGGAAAAGGGUCCAGUGAUUCAAGUGGAUCGAGCGACAGCAGUCGCAGUGCGUCCCCUGAAGUUCCAGCAAACCAAGGUCCUCCACGACGCGCCGGUUCAUCUGCUGCAAGCUCCCCAGCAGGAAACAAGAGUGGCUCUUCAGCAAAUAGCAGUCCGAGAAAUAAUUCUGGAUCUGACGCAGAAAAAAGCAGAGCCUCGUCUCCCGCAGGUUCAGCACAAAACAGUGGUAAAGGAAGUCCAGCUGGAAGUAGGGACGCGAGUCCUCAGAGUGGAAGGAACAGUCGGGCUUCAAGUAAAUCUGGCAGCGGCUCAAACAGGAGCGGAAGCGGCAGUCGCAGUGGCAGUGCAGCCAGCAAAAGGAGCCGCAGUGGAAGUGGCAGCCCAGCGAGCAGAAAGAGCGGAAGUGCUACAAGUGGGAAGAGCAGAAGUGCUAGUCCCGCCAGCAGAAAAAGCCGCAGUGCCAGUCCUGCUAGUAGGAGGAGCGGAAGUGCCGCAAGCAAAAAGAGUGGCAGCAGAUCCAGGAGCGGCUCGGCUCGUUCAAGGUCAGGCAGUGGUUCCAGAAGGUCUAGGAGCGGAAGUGCUCAGUCUGGAUCACGAAAGUCCAGGAGCAGAAGUGGAUCUAGGGCCAGUGCGAGUCCUAAGUCUCGAGGUUCUCGAAGCGGAAGUGCUAAGAGCAGCGACUCAGGAGCUGAAGGGAAAAAGAAAGCAACUAAAAGGAAGCGUGCUGUUCUAAGUGACGACAGUGGCUCAGAUGCUGAUGCAAAUAAACGCCAAGAAAAGGCUGGUUCCAGUAGUGGAGAGGAAAACGAUGCUACUGCUGCUGCUCUUUUUGGUGACGCUGACGACAUCAGCUCAGACGAAGAUGCUCCGAAAACAUCUGCUCCAAAAGAAAAAGGCAGUGAUGAUGAAGACGAACCACCCCAAGAAAGACGCAGUCCAGCUGGAAGUGGUGCAGAAGAGGAGGACAAAGAGAAGGAAAGAGGGGAUGAUGAGGUUGAAGAAAGAAGGGAAGAGGAGGAGGAACUACCCCCUCCUGAGACAGUCAUUGAGGUCGACAUUCCCAAAAUCACCACGGAUCUUGGCAAAGAGCUUCAUUUUGUCAAACUCCCCAACUUCUUGUCAGUUGAAACCAGACCUUUUGACCCACAGACUUAUGAGGAUGAAAUAGACGAGGAAGAAACACUUGAUGAAGAGGGCAGAGCUAGGCUUAAGUUGAAAGUGGAAAAUACCAUCAGGUGGAGGGAUUACUUUGCAGAAGACGGAUCGGUCCAGAAAGAGAGCAAUGCUCGUUUUGUUCGGUGGUCAGACGGCAGCAUGUCGCUUCACUUGGGUUCUGAAAUUUUUGACGUCUACAAACAGCCCUUGCAGGGCGACCACAACCACUUGUUUAUCCGUCAAGGAACUGGUCUUCAAGGCCAAGCUGUUUUCCGCACGAAGCUCAGCUUCCGUCCCCAUUCGACCGAGUCAUUUACCCAUCGCAAGAUGACCCUUUCAUUGGCCGAUAGAUCUCAGAAGGUUUCAGGAAUUAAAGUUUUGUCAACAGUUGGAAAGGAUCCUGACGCACACAGAACGGAGAUGAUCAAGAAAGAAGAGGAGAGAUUGAGAGCUUCAAUGCGGCGUGAGAGCAAACAAAAGCGAGUCAGAGAAAGAGGAACAAGCAGGGGACUCAGCGCCAACUACUUGGAGCCUGAUCACGAGGAUGGAUCUGACGACGAAAAUGCCAUUUCACUGGCUGCUAUCAAAAAGAAGUACAAACAAGGAGGAAAAGAGAGGCAGAACAUUUACUCGUCGGACGACGAUGACUCGGACAUUGAAACAAGGAAAGGUGCCAAAGCAACUCGAGCUAAAGCGCUUCGUGAAUCUGACGACGAGGAAGAGGGAGGUGAGGAAGGCUCUGGAGCAUCAGGUGGCUCCGACAACGACUCUGGCUCGGAUUAAGAUUUUGAUAAUUGAAAUAAAUUUUGAUUUUAUCUUUGAAAUGAGAA
Molecule: messenger RNA, 2195 nt
Organism: Neocloeon triangulifer
Lineage: Eukaryota; Metazoa; Arthropoda; Insecta; Ephemeroptera; Baetidae
Gene: Atu
Product: another transcription unit protein
Exons: 12
Coding region: 160-2148 (662 amino acids)
Biological process (GO): positive regulation of transcription elongation by RNA polymerase II; transcription elongation by RNA polymerase II
Cellular component (GO): nucleus; Cdc73/Paf1 complex
Molecular function (GO): RNA polymerase II C-terminal domain phosphoserine binding
Source: RefSeq, a predicted model, not a curated record